Messenger RNA from Ostrea edulis (European flat oyster), 678 nucleotides. RefSeq lists its product as uncharacterized. The record is from RefSeq and is a predicted model, not a curated record. The coding region runs from base 1 to 678 and encodes 225 amino acids. Lineage: Eukaryota; Metazoa; Mollusca; Bivalvia; Ostreida; Ostreidae. The transcript has a single exon.
AUGAAUAGUAAGUUUUCUUCUGAUGAAAAUAAUGGGGAGACGACAACAACUGAAACAGGAAAUACAAAUGCAACUGAAGUGGACAAGUCAAAGCAAUUUUCAGAUGCUGGUGAAUUCUCAGAACAUGGUACUAAGACACAAACUGUUUCUGAGUGUGAGGAAGAAAGCAAUAAAUUAGAUUCAACUAAUGAAGAUAUCCAAAUUGCAAUCAAAAAUGGAGCAAAUGCAUAUACACCUGCAUCUAAGAAGCAUAUCUCUGAGGAGGAAAAUAUAGCAUUCCAGAACCAAACUGUUGCAGAUAAAACUGAAACAGAUACGGAAAAACCUGAGAGAGAAAAUGAUCAAAAUAGUUUCAAUAAAAGAAAGAAAACAAUUAAUAGUGGGAAGCGAGACCAUGUUGUAUCUGAUUCUGACAGUGAUUAUGAUGUACCGUUAGCUAAAAGCAUGAAGGUGAGGGAAAAGAUAAGAAAAUCUCUUUUCUCAUCACAUAGAAAUGAUGCUAUGUCCCACCAGUCAAAAAUAUCUGACUCAGAUAGUGAUUAUGACCUACCACUAGCAAAGACUUUUACUAAAAAGAAUAAAAAACACAGUGAAAAACAACAACUAAAUUUACAAGACAGCGAAAGUGGGCUGAGUGAUGAUUCAGCAAAAGACCCUAACUUUAAGUUAGAAAAAUGA